AGAAAGAAAGGCGAAAUCCUCUGAACACACCCUUAUUCCCAUAAGACGUGAACGCCGCAUUAAUCACCCCUCACUCGUGGGCGUGGUCUCGUCUAAAUGGGGAGGAGUUGUUUGCGUGCGUGUGCGUAUGUUUGUGUGCGUGUUAUGUAUGUGUGUGUGUAUGUGUAUGUGUGUGUGUGUCCUCCCUGGCCGCAUGAGAUGAGCUUCCUGCAGUCUUUGCGGCCACUGUUUUCGCCUCCUCCUCCUCUUCUUCUUGUCCAGUCCGGGAAUGUUGACCACCGUGGCCUGAUCCACCGCUGCCGAGUGUCCCUUCAUCUCCAGACUGCCACUCUCCGUGUUUGUCUCUGACGGUCGCAGCCUUCCUUCCCCUCUGUAAGGUUCUGCUCUGUCCGACUCGCACUGAAACUGAUCCAACUGAGCAAAUUGUACGAAACAGCUCAGAAACACAAAACAUGGCUGUGGCCGGAUGUCCGGAUUAUUUCCUGCAUCAUCCAAAUUAUCAGCAGGACAAUAUAGACCGCUCCUCCAAUCACAGACAAGCUGAACUCAUUGGUCCAGCCUUCCAGCAAUCAGCCAAUCGAGGUUCUCCUAACCAUCAAGAGGAUGACGUCGAUUUAGAGGCCCUGGUGAAUGAUAUGAACUCUUCACUGGAGAGCCUGUACUCCACCUGCAGUGGUCAGCAGACAGAUACCACUCCACUGCUGCACAAUGGACAGACGUCUUCCACACACCAUCAUCAUCACACGCAACACAACCAACCUCGGCAGGGUCAGCACUCACACGCGCUAAGCCACGUCUCCCCAGAGCCGCCUUCCUCCUCCUCGUCUGCGGACUCACCCCAAACCGGCCUCCGACGGUCUCAGCCCAUGCAUAUCCUUGCUGUCAGGAGGCUGCAGGAGGAGGAGCAGCAGCUGAGGACAUCAUCUCUCCCAGCCAUCCCAAACCCAUUCCCUGAGCUCUGCAGUCCAGCAAGCUCCCCUGUCCUCAGUCCUGGCUCCCUACCUCCUGGAGAACCCUCCACUGGAAAUUACAUUGUGAAGAUCUUCAGUGAAGACGGUAUGGGCAAAGUGGUGGAGAUCCCAGCUGACAUGACAGCCAGAGAUCUGUGCCAGCUCCUGGUUUAUAAAAGCCAUUGUGUGGACGACAACAGUUGGGCACUUGUUGAACACCACCCGUUGCUAGGACUAGAGCGAUGUCUAGAAGACCAUGAGCUGGUGGUUCAGGUCCAGGCCUCUAUGAACAGCGACAGUAGAUUCCUCUUUAGGAAGAACUAUGCCAAAUAUGAAUUCUUCAGAAACCCACUGACAUUUUUCCCGGAGCACAUGGUUGCAUGGUGCCAGGAAACCAGUCGUACAAUUCCACCAUCUCAGCUCCUUCAGAACUUCCUAGCGACUAGUAGUUGUCCAGAGAUCCAAGGGUAUCUGUAUGUGAAGGAGGUGGGUAGGAAGUCGUGGAAGAAAGUUUACAUGUUCCUGCGGCGCUCAGGACUCUACUGCUCUACAAAAGGAACUUCAAAGGAGCCCAGACAUCUACAGUUACUAGCAGACCUUGAAGACAGCAACGUCUUCACUGUCAUCACAGGCAAAAAGCAGCAUGGUGCACCCACAGACUAUGAGUUCUGUAUCAAACCCAAUAAAGGUCGAGGAGAGUUGAAGGAGUUAAGGAUGCUGUGUGCCGAGGACGAACAGGGCAGGACCUGUUGGAUGACUGCCUUUCGACUCUUUAAGUAUGGGAUUGUAUUGUACCAGAAUUAUAAGAUUCCACAACAAAGAAAAACCUUACUUUCACACUUCUCAGCACCUGUGCGGAGUGUAUCUGAGAACUCCCUUGUGGCAAUGGAUUUCUCAGGGAGGAUAGGCAGGGUGAUUGACAACCCUGUGGAAGCUCAGAGCGCUGCCAUGGAGGAGGGACAUGCGUGGAGGAGGAAUCAACGAAUGAACAUAUUAGGCUCCCACAGUCCAUUGCACCACUCCUCACUAAGCUCAGUAAUCCACAUAGCUCAGUUGUGGUUCCAUGGCAGGAUAACGAGAGAAGAAUCCCAUCGCAUUAUCCACCAGCAGGGACAAGUAGACGGGCUGUUUCUGCUGAGAGUCAGUCAGAGUAACCCCAAGGCGUUUGUGCUCACAUUGUGCCAUCACCAGAAAAUUAAACAUUUCCAGAUACUACCGUGUGAAGAGGACGGCCAAGUCUUCUUCAGCCUUGAUGACGGCGCCACCAAAUUCACCGACCUGAUUCAGUUGGUGGAGUUCUACCAGCUCAACAGAGGAGUGCUGCCUUGUAAACUUAAACACCCGUGCACCGUCGUGGCCUUAUGACAUCUUCGGAUCAUCUGACCCCAUGACCCCUAUCACUUGACCUGACUGCCUAAAACAAACAUAAGAACUGUUAGUUGGUUCUUUUUGUUUUAUCUUUAUAAGAAGCUGGUGAAUUGACUGAUGUUUCAUUGUUUAUAUUGUCAUGAGUCUGCCGGAGACUGCUGACUUGUUGGAUUCCUUUUGGUUUGCAUAGAUGUAUGAGCAGGCGGAUGCACAACAUGCUCACAAGGUUCCACAGUCAAGAAGAGAAAAGAGAAAGGAAAUGAACACUGCCGUUUGUGUCAAUGCUGUUGCAAAAUCUUCCACAAUCUUGCUACCCAUAGUCAUCAAUAAGCUUGGACACAGUGACCCUCAAGGUUUUUCACGCAGCUCAAAUUUAGACUGCAUUUCCCUUCAACUGGACAAUCAGCAGGACUAUUCAACCUGUCGUAUGGACCACUCUACUCCCUGAGAACAAAGAGUAGUCUCAUCCAAACUUCACACAUCCUCAAAAAAUAUUAAUGUAGAUGGAGAGUUGAUUGUCUCUUUAGUUUUGCACUCAUCGAACUGGGAAUGGCAUUUGACAGUGCAUGACUUCACUGCUGUUGCGUUACUUAACUGUGAGAUGGUGCCACUGCCCUCUAGUGUCGUAUGCAUGUAAGGAACAUCUCAAAAUUCAACAUGGAUGAGAUUCGGAGGCACCACAAAGAGUGCUGCUUUUGAAUCCUUUUGAGGUUUGGAAACAUCAGAAGUUUGUCAGUCUAGCCUGGAGAAAAUGGCCAGGAAAAAUCUGGAACUGUUGAAACAAAGUAUUUUUUUUAAGAGUGGACAAUAAAAAAAAUCAGCAUUGUCCACCCCCACAAACAUUUAUUUGUUCAUCUCUUACCACACAGGUUCUCUUUUCUUAAUUACAUAUUCACUGCAGUCAUGUAUUGUUUUUAAUAUUGUCUUUAGUCCACCUUUUGCAUUUUGGACAGUUUCAGCUCAUUAGUUCAUUAUUCACAUAAGCUACAAUAAGGUCAUUCUGUACUUGUUAUUCUAUUGCACACCUAAAGUAUUUCCCAUGCAGCUUUCACAAAAAUGAAUAAGCAUUAAUCAAAACAUGGUGUCAUUCAGGGUGAAAUAAGAAGUCGUAAAGCUAGAAGAAUUUUGUAACCAGGUAGGCAGUUUUGGUUAUAGUAAGUUAAACCAGGUAACUAUUUUAGGGAAAUUAGCAAGUGCAGCCAUAUACAAUAGUUAACUGCAGGCAAAGACAUGAUUACAAAAGAUGCAGUAGGGCAAUGGAGAGUAUCAAUAUUUUGUGAUACUGCUCACCACAAAACAGGGAGGGAUAACCACUAGCAUUUCCUUCAGGUGUUUUUCAAGUGACAGCAAAUCAAAGGAAACAAACAAACAAACAAAAAUGUUAAAUGUCAAACAAAACCAGAUUAGACCACAGAUACAGAGUGGACCCUGUGGGAAAUGUCUGUCCUGGUUCUGGACCCUCUUUUCACAUAUGUUUCAUAUAUUGGUCCACAGAUUGCCUCCUAACUAUUUGAAGUCAGUGACAUGCAAACAUAAAUGUGGCAAGGAACAUGGUUGAUUAUGCUCUGACUCCACACCAAUACUAGACUCUGUGCAUUACAUUCCAUAUAAUGCGGCCUUUUUCUACCUGGAAGUACUUGUGAACCAUUAGUAUCACACACCUACUGCCUACUGCUUGCCACCUCUGUAUAAAUUCAGACAGACUGCCUAUGAAAAAGUUAGUUGCUGUCGCUACAGUGUGGGAAAAAAAUGUGUAAGGAGGAGAAUUUAACAAACAAGAUAGAUGAUUCAGACUUCAGACUGCAAAAGUACUACAGGGCCCAUUUUGAUUACUUUAACCCACUUCCCUUUAUUUUAACUUACUGAGUUGUCUCUGAAAAAUGUGUCUUUGAUUGAUGAUAAUGAAAGCAUCAGAUUGAAAACAGAGGGUUUGAAACUCUAAUCUUAGUUAGUUUAAAAGCACUGGAAACACCUGUCUUUUGUCCCAGACUCUGCAACCUUAGCUAAUGCCAGCCAAGGACAAUGAAACAUUUUUUUUCCAGAUAAUCUACAUAGGGAUAUCUUUUCAGCAUCUAAUGAUCAUACCUGACAGAAUGAAAUUAAACAGAUAACACAUAAAGGGCAAAACCCAGCCAUCUCAAAUCACGGGGAGACAUACAGUAGGUAAAUGCUCAAAGAUACUGGAAGUAUUAUUAAUGGCAUUUUUACUCCCAGUUAAUUCAGUUCAUGAUCACAUCAUUCUAAAUGUCUCACCAGAAAUAACUGUUUCCUCAUUUAAUGCCUGAAAUUUCUUAAAGAAAAAAGUUUUAUUUCGUCCAAGCUUUGGUGGUAGCUCUGCUUAGGUCACCAGCCAGCAGACAAUUAGAUAUGUAUUUUGUACUUACCUGUAAUGCAACAUCAACAGCCAUGACUUAUUUACCUGCAGGUUGUCUUAAAGUAUAUUGAAUAUCUGAGAUGCAGAAUAGCUGCACCAUAUUGACUCUCUGUGCAUUGUCACCAUUAUUUAUCUAAGAUGCAAUGACUCAAUCAUUUUUUAAAGUAUUGUUGCAGCAAAAUGUAUUUAUUUAUCUGGAUGUGACUGAUUACUUGAAAAUUUUAGAUUUAUUUUUCUCGGCGCUGUUCUGUAUUGUUUUCUUUUGUCAUUACCAUGAAAUGAUUGACCAGUGUGAUUUAUUAUUAUUAUUAUUAUUAUUANUAAUGACAUAGCAUCUAUUGAUGUAUUUUGUUUUCUUUUUUUGGUUGCAUUCAAAAACAAUUUUGUCAUCAACAUUUGUUAUGAAGUGAUGUUUUAAAGCACACUGGCAUCCACAGUGUUAACAUUGUCAUUCCAAUAGAUGACAUGUGGAAUGUUGUGGAAUUGAACACAAACAAAAAAUACCCAAAGUUUCCCAAAGCAUUAGUCACUAAGUUGUUUCCCCUUUUAAUUACUGUUCUCAUUUGUUCAAGAUCUAUAAUAAUAUCUUCCUUUUUAUGUUAAAACAACCCUCAAGUUUUCUCUUCACUGUUUAGAGAUGACUAGAAAAAAAAUAGAUAUUCAUUAAAGACAUUAAGCCACAAAUGUUUUGGGAAACUAGAGUUAAGUAAGCCUCAACAUUGCCUUGAAGAAAGAAUUGUUGAAAUCUAGAUGUAAAAAAAAAAAAAGCCUGCUAGAUUUAUGUAAUGCAAACCAUUACAGAGAGUCAUUGUUAGAUGGGCCACAGUACUGACCUCCUAUCAGCAGAAUGAAGAAACUUAAUUUAGUAGGUAGGUUUUAUUAUUGCCUGAAUGUGUAGGGAUUCUAUCACUGACAUCUGAUAGGUGAAUAUUUGGAGGAAAGGAUUAUAAUACUUUGGAGACAUCUCUGAAGUGUUCUAACCUAAAUCCUCUGAGAUUAGAUUCAGUUUACACACUCUUUGACUGAGGUGAAUGGUAGCAGAUGUAAAUAUAUGAUGGACAUGCGGCCUUUAAGGUUGGAGUUAGUAUUUGCAGAGAAACGGUUAUAUUCACAGAGUCUCACUCUAGGAGCAAAAGGCAAAAAGCAAAUUCAAUUAGUGAACAGAUGAAAAAGAAAUCAGGGGAUUUGGAUAUCCACAUUUUUAUUCUUAACAGAAAUGAAUGUAACUGGGUUUCUCAGGGUUGACUUGGAGCAUGUUGAAAAUUACUGAUCCAUCAGAUCCUUUAUGUACAAGAUGAUGAUGGAUUCUUAAAUAUUUUAGUUUCUCCAAGGAGUGUCACCAAUCUGCUAGUUCUGAAAAAGUAUACCUGCAGCAAAAUUGAGUAGAUCCAAUACUAUUUAAAGAGUACAGCAAACUGUGUUGUUGAAACUGUUUAUUAAGCCGUUUAUUAAAAAUAGCCUAAAAUA
Larimichthys crocea (large yellow croaker) is the source of this 6159-nucleotide messenger RNA. RefSeq names its product growth factor receptor-bound protein 10b (gene grb10b). Gene Ontology annotation, biological process: negative regulation of Wnt signaling pathway; negative regulation of insulin receptor signaling pathway; insulin receptor signaling pathway. Gene Ontology annotation, molecular function: insulin receptor binding. The record is from RefSeq and is a predicted model, not a curated record. The transcript has 17 exons. NCBI's taxonomy places the organism in Eukaryota, Metazoa, Chordata, Actinopteri, Sciaenidae. The coding region runs from base 453 to 2315 and encodes 620 amino acids.